AGGUUAAGUAUUCUCAGAAUUUCUUAUUUAUGCAAGAAUGGACUGCCCAAAAAAAAUCACAUUAGAAGAAUGGGAGAGACAAUUACUACCUAGCGAAAAAGUACAGAAGUUGAUCGAUAAUUGCACGGCGUUAAAAAUGGAACCGGACCUAGUGCAAACUGGCUGGUCAAAGGCUUACGUGUACACCACAGCUGAACGCAAGUAUUCCCAGAUCUGGACCAAGGAAGAUGUCCAUGACAAUGAGCCUAUCUAUUAUUACUACAGGAUUCAAAUCCUUGGACUGAACAAAGACGGAUACAAUGAAGAAGGUAACUACUUAUUUGUCCAAAAUUGGGGAGCGUUUGAUACAAUUAAUCACCGCAAGCGCUCUGAUUACUUACCUCUCAGACAAUGUCUCCAAAAAUUCAUGAUUCAGUCAGGUGAGCGAAGUAGAAAUUAUAUUUUCGCUAAAAUAAAAGAAAAUGACAUCAGUAAAAACGAUCUGCCGGAGCUUGUUCAAGAGCUGAUUGCAAAAUACAUUUUUGACGUUGGUUUUCUCAAGAAAAUGAUCGGCGAGUAUACGUUUGAUGUAAAAAAUACAAUAUCCGCAUUUCUUGAAGUUACCUCAAAUGUCCAGGAAGUUGCAUCUCAAUUGGUUAGUUAUCCACCAGGUUUCAUGACCCAUGUCCCACCCCGAGUAGUAUUGUCUUAUCAGAAAGUGCGUGAAUUAUUGAAGAAGCAAAUAACUUGUGAGCCAACUGAUAAAAUUAACGGCGGGAGCAGGACUUUCAGCCUGAUGAAUUUUUAUUACAAGCAAUUGCCCAUGACAAUUAACUUCCUUGAUAGAAACUCUGAACGCUACAAAAUAAUUGAAAAAUACUUUACUAAUUCGCAGUCAAUGACUUCUGUUGAUUCCUAUAUUUUAAAUGGCAAUCCUCUCAAGUUAAAGUAUAUAUUUGAAAUUGAAAGGCCAUAUGACAAUGACAGAUACACCAAAGAUUUCAAGAACAAGCAACUACUUUGGCACGGAACAAAGAGAUUUAACAUCCCGUCCAUUUUGUACGAGGGUUUUAAAAUAAGUAAAGCAAAACGAGGUUUGUUUGGCGCCGGUACUUACUUUACUAAUGCAGUGACUAAGUCUUGGAGAUAUUGCGGAUCUUACCUUGAAGGAGUUCUUUUUCUUUGUGAGGUUGCCUUGGGCGAAAUUUCGACUGGGAAUAAUGGCUUUGGGAAUGGACACCAGGAAAAUCCAUUACCUGUUGGUAAAAAUUCAGUACAUGGAGUUGGAAACUAUUUUCCGAAUAUCAAUGACUUUGAUAUUAUUGAUGAUGAUGUCUUGGUACCUUAUGGAAGACUUGAAUUUAAAUAUAACGGUGGAUUGGAAUUUGAUGAGUUUAUUGUUUACAAUACCUCUCAAAUAAAAAGAAGGUACCUCGUUACCUUUUAGUUGGGAAUAAUGUUAGUUUCUUGCUUUAGAUUUUAAUUUUACUUCUAUUCAU
This is a messenger RNA of Cotesia glomerata, 1478 nucleotides long. RefSeq names its product poly [ADP-ribose] polymerase 2-A-like. The transcript is spliced from 3 exons. The record is from RefSeq and is a predicted model, not a curated record. Gene Ontology annotation, molecular function: NAD+ poly-ADP-ribosyltransferase activity. Lineage: Eukaryota; Metazoa; Arthropoda; Insecta; Hymenoptera; Braconidae. Bases 38 to 1426 code for a protein of 462 amino acids.